Molecule: messenger RNA, 4639 nt
Organism: Hirundo rustica (Barn swallow)
Lineage: Eukaryota; Metazoa; Chordata; Aves; Passeriformes; Hirundinidae
Gene: SLC37A1
Product: solute carrier family 37 member 1
Exons: 21
Coding region: 492-2057 (521 amino acids)
Biological process (GO): phosphate ion transmembrane transport; glucose-6-phosphate transport
Cellular component (GO): endoplasmic reticulum membrane
Molecular function (GO): glucose 6-phosphate:phosphate antiporter activity
Source: RefSeq, a predicted model, not a curated record
CCGGGGAGCGGUGACCGCGGGGUGGGGUGUUCUGUCACCCUGCCGGCCAGCGGCGCUCCGCCACCUUUUGUCUCCUUUUGUCCCGUUUAUUUUUCCACGGGCGGGCGCUGUCAGGAGCCCCCAUCCUGCUGGCCCUUUGGAAGGCGCUCCGCUGUUUCGGGGGUGGCACCGCAGGAGGAAAAAGCCGCUCACCGGCGACUCUCUUCCUGAAAUAUAGAGAAGAAGGUAUGCUUCAGCCACUGCAGCGAAGGAGCAAUACCGAGUUUGAAAGCAGUAAACAAAGGCAGAGUGAAGAAUUUGCCACGUCGUGACUGAAGGUAGAAGGAAAAAAAAAACCAAACCUGCAGGGAGAUCAGCCCAGAAGCAGAUAUUCCACAUUUGUGGGAUCCAAAGGCUUUGGGGGAUUUUUAUUCCCUUUCCAGAAGAACAAAUAACGCUGUCACACGUACAUAAUUGUGUCACCUGAGAUCUGGGUACCAGCUGGAGUGUAGAUGGCUCAGCUUCCUCCUGGGAUUCGUUUCAUCACUUCAUUCUCAAGAGAUCAGUGGUAUAGAGCUUUCAUUUUCUCUCUCACUUUCCUGCUGUAUGCCAGCUUCCAUCUCUCAAGGAAACCUAUCAGUAUAGUGAAGGGAGAGCUGCAUAAGCAUUGUGCGAGUCAAGCUGAAGAACAUGCUGCCCAGAUCCAGCCUGUCAAAAAGCCAUUUAAUGCCUCUCAAUGUGGAUGGGAGCCUUUUGAUAAGAGCAACUACAAACAGCUACUGGGAGCGCUGGAUUACUCAUUUUUGUGUGCAUAUGCAGUUGGAAUGUAUUUAAGUGGACUCAUCGGAGAGCGGCUGCCCAUCCGCUACUAUCUGGCAGGGGGGAUGCUCGCCAGUGGACUCUUCACUGCCAUGUUUGGAUUGGGUUAUUUCUAUAAUGUGCAUAAUCUCUGGUUUUACAUAAUGGCCCAGAUAGCUAAUGGGUUGGUGCAAACCACUGGCUGGCCGAGUGUCGUUACAUGUAUUGGCAACUGGUUUGGAAAAGGAAGGAGGGGUUUGAUCAUGGGAGUCUGGAAUUCGCACACUUCCGUGGGGAAUAUUUUGGGAUCCUUGAUUGCUGCUUACUGGGUGUCCACGUGCUGGGGUCUCUCCUUUGUGGUGCCCGGGCUCAUCGUGGCUGUCAUGGGCGUUGUUUGUUUCCUGUUCCUUAUUGAACAUCCUAAAGAUGUCAGUUGCUCCUGCACACCAUCCAGUAGUUCUAAAACCUUCCUGAACGGCGCCUCUCGGUGCAGAAUGCAGAUGCCGACCUUAAAUGCUAAGGAAAAUGGCAAACCUCAGGAUCCAGAGAUGCAGCAUUUACUCACUGACAGUGAGAACUGCAGCGUGUCACUGAGCUCCAGCUCUGUGGCCCCUGGGGAAGGAAGGCAUGGGACAUCAGCCAUCAGCUUCCUAGGUGCCCUGAGGAUACCUGGAGUCGUGGAGUUCUCCCUUUGUCUCCUGUUUGCAAAGCUGGUGAGCUACACUUUCCUCUUCUGGCUUCCCCUCUACAUCACAAAUGUAGAGCAUCUUGAUGCCAAAAGAGCUGGAGACCUUUCUACACUCUUUGAUGUGGGUGGAAUCUUUGGUGGGAUUUUGGCAGGUCUCAUUUCAGACAGGCUGGAGAAGAGGGCAUCCACCUGCGGAAUGAUGUUGCUGCUUGCAGCACCCACACUGUACAUGUUCUCUGCAGUCAGUAAAAUGGGCCUUGAGGCUACUGUAGUGAUGCUGCUUAUCAGCGGUGCCCUGGUGAAUGGCCCUUAUGCCCUGAUCACCACUGCUGUCUCUGCUGACUUGGGUACCCAUAAAAGCCUGAAAGGGAAUGCCAGAGCCUUGUCCACCGUGACGGCGAUCAUCGACGGGACGGGGUCUGUGGGUGCAGCUUUGGGGCCUCUACUGGCUGGCCUUAUUUCCCCUUCUGGUUGGAACAACGUGUUUUACAUGCUCAUGGUGGCAGAUGCAUGUGCCUUGCUACUCUUACUCCGUCUUAUCCAGAAAGAACUUCAGUGUCAUGCAGAUCACACCCUGUUCAAAGAGCACUGAGCUACGAGAGCAGAGCUGGGAUAAGGAAUGUGCCAGUGGAUGGGGCUCUUCCCUGAAAACCAAACUCCUUGGGACACCUUAUUCUGUAUUUGAAGAGUCUCUGCAUGGUGAAGAGCCUUGCAGGUGUGCUGGGAGCAGUGUGAGAGAUGCAGCUGGUGAAUCCCUGAAGCUCUGGUUUUUGCACAUGAAUAAGUACCUCAGGAUGGCAACCGUUCAUCAGAUUUAGAGGUGGGGACUUGGGGAAGGUUUCAGCAGCGGGCCUCGACUGAGCCAAAGAGAAAUACCAAGUGCCUUUUUUAUUUCUUUUGAUAGGAUGUUUGUAAUUGAAACAAUGAACUGUGUAUUUGCCAAAAAUCAAGGCAAAGUUAGAGGAAGUUGAGAUUUUUAACAGUCUGUGAGUGACUGUCGCAGUGUCAGUGAGCAAAGUACGUGUCUCUGAUGUCAUCUUGUGUACACUGAGAGCAUCACUUCAUAGAGGACAGUAUCAGCUGGUUAUUAAGAUGUGCUGCUAUUAGUAUGUGAAGCUGCUCAGACAAUAAUCACCCCGCUGUAUUAUUAGUUUUUAGCUACAGUACUACUUCCCAAGGACAGCAUCCAGCCUUUUGGUUGGUUAUAAAACAGAAUUUACUCUUGGCUGUGUACUGCAGUUUGCAGUUUUCACAGAUCCUCUGGAUGGAUGUUAGUCCUCUAUUAGGAUUAUGCAAAAAAAAACCCCCAAAAAACCAAGAGUCCUAAGCAACAAAAAGCAGUUUAUGAGUCAGAAUUUCCAGUGAGGGCUCUAAUGAUUUUUCAGGGCAUUAUAAACUGGAGUUGUGCUGCUCUGCUAGGCUGGGCUGACAGGAGAGGGGUUUCUUUGGGGUGGCAGAGAGCUGUGAACUGCCCUGUGCCUCAGCACCUCGGGGCUGGGCAGGUGGAGCUGCUUUGGUGCCCACUGGCACAGGGGUCUCCGUUGGGUUUCAGUGCUGCUGUGUGCACGUGGAAAUCAUCAUCAGAUCCGGGCCUUAAUAGCCAGAAAUCUCUCUCAAGUGGCUCUGGGUUUCAGAUUUGGAGCCAAAAUACCAGGGAAGAAAAAUUACCUGCGUGGGUGGUAGUUUGUAAGAGAACAUUUGAGUACCUAGUGCUACCCAGUAAAUAGAGGGUUUGAUGUCUUCAGUACAUAUCAUUUCUUUGUACAGCUGUCUGCUUUGCAAACAGAAUGUUUCAGUGAUUAUUUUUUUUUAAUGUUUUUUUGGGUAUGAAAUCUUCCUGUGAAAAGAAAUCUUUUUUUUUUUUUUUUUUUUUGUAUGGGAUGUUUAUACUUGGAUCACAAAGAUUAGGUAAUUUAAACUGUGUGUUAUCCUUAACUGUAUUUAUUAAAGCUCUAGGCCUUUGUUUUGCUCUGUGCUCUUAAGUUUUGUGAGACAGUGCAAGAGUCUUUCCACUUGAUCAGCAAAAAGCCCUGCAAAAAAUUCAGGAAUGUCCCAUCAGCUGCUGGUAACACUUAAUUUCCAGGGCUGUUUUGUACCUGCUCGGUCUUUGAGUUGCUACCCUGGUUUGAUCCAGCACUUUUGGAGCACAGGUGCUUCAUGCUUGACCUGAGCAGUGUCAGAAAUGGGCUCAUUUUUAACUGUUUUGCUGAGCAGAGGUGCAGGGAUGACCUCAGACCCACAGGGACUUAGGGAAGGUGCCAAGUCCUUGCAGGGAGCUCUUGGAGGAUCCUGACCUUGUGCAUUUUGGGUAAACCAGGGGGGGAAUAAUCAACAUGUGAACUCAAAAAUCCGUGCUAUGCUUUGGCUGUGGUUAAAUGUGACAGAAUUGUGCAGCAGUGUUACUUGAAAGGACUUCCAUCCUCCUGCAGUGGGAAACUGCUCGUGGGAUGUCAAACUGCGCCUCACUCAACCAGGCUGAACCUGGGGCACUGCUGACACAGCCUCUGACAGGGCAGAAAUAACAUUGCAACACCGAAACAGCUGUCCUGGCACAACUUCAGUGCCUGUGUGGGGAGGGAGAGAUGGCUGGAGAACCUCUUGAGCUGUGGGGGUUCCAAUCCCUUUCCCCAAAAAUACAUGUGGAGCUUUAUAUUAGUUUACUGAAACAGUUCAAAGUCUGCCGCGCUCAGAUUUUGAGAAGCUGGUCCCUGUGGGCUGAAGCCUGAGGUUUAAAAGCUUUUGGUUUUAUUUCUGAAGAUAUUUAAGUGUGUUUUGGGUUUUACUUGUUGGGGCUGCUAUUUAUUUAUUUAUUUGAAUCGUUUUUGCACUGCAGUGACUCGGGGUAAUGACAGACUACAUUUCAGUCCCUCCAUGCUACAAAUUGGUUAGACAAAAAGAUAAAGAUUCGGUUUCCUUUGUUUAAAAAAACCCCAAAGGUCCCCCAAAUAGUGAAUAAACUGUGUGUUUCGUUAGUAUCAGGUGUCUAUAUCCAUUAAUCUGGAAAUGGGCAAGACUGCCAAAAUUUUGGAUGUAAAAAUGUGAGUGACCAGUAGGUACAGCCAAAUUUAAAUGUGACUUCAGGGUUGGUUUGUUGGUUUUUUUUUUUAAUGCUGAUUAUUGUGAAUUUUAUCCAUUCACCAUCCUGUGUUGAAUAAAAAUAGAUUUUAUUCUAAA